Ambispora leptoticha is the source of this 636-nucleotide messenger RNA. The record is from the annotation of a GenBank genome assembly. Lineage: Eukaryota; Fungi; Glomeromycota; Glomeromycetes; Archaeosporales; Ambisporaceae.
AUGAUAGAACGUCUUCGGAUACCACUGAUAGAUGCGGAUAAAGUAGCUCGAGAAGUAGUCGAGCCCGGCAAACCCGCCUACAAUCAAAUAGUAAAACACUUUUCGCGUGAUAUACUACUGGAGAAUGGCACACUCGAUCGAGCGAAGCUGGGAGACAUUAUAUUCGCAGAUGAAUCGAAACGGAAAAUCCUGAAUAAAUGCACGCAUCCAUAUAUUUAUCGGUCGAUAAUGAAGUCGUUGAUGUGGUAUUGGUUUAUUGGAGAACGAAUGGCGGUGUUGGACUUGCCAUUGUUGAUUGAAGGUGGUUAUCAUAAGUACCUAAGCUCUAUCAUUGUUGUAUAUUGUGAUCCUCGUCAUCCACGUAGUUCCGAACAAUUACAACUAACGCGACUUAUGAAGCGAGAUAAUCUAUCGGAGAACGCGGCACGACAAAGAAUGGCCGCCCAAAUGCCAUUGAAAGACAAAGUACAUUAUGCCGACUAUAUCAUUGAUAAUUCAGGCGAGCUGCAGGAAACGGAGCGACAGGUGAUAGGAGUGAUGAAAAAAGUUCAACCAAAGUUAUGGCAUUGGUUGGCUUCUUGGUUGGGACCGCCGGUCGCACUAGGAAUUAUAAUUAUGGCACUUUUUCCGAAAUGA